Molecule: messenger RNA, 670 nt
Organism: Python bivittatus (Burmese python)
Lineage: Eukaryota; Metazoa; Chordata; Lepidosauria; Squamata; Pythonidae
Source: RefSeq, a predicted model, not a curated record
CGAGGCGCGGUCUCCCCUCGCCGGUCCACAGCUUCAUGGAGGUCUGCUGGGAGAAGUGCGUGGACAAGCCCGGCUCCAGGCUCAACUCCCGGACGGAAACCUGCCUGGCCAACUGCGUCAACCGCUUCAUCGACACCACCCUGUCCGUCACCAGCCGCUUCGCGCAGCUCAUGCAGAAGGGCGGCCACUGACCCGCCGGGCUCGCGGGGGCCCUGCCCGCCAAGGGGCGGCCGGCGGGGCGGCGGGCUUCGCGGACUGCGCGCGCCGGCUGAGAGCAGGAGGCUCGUCCGGGCGAGCGGACUCGGCGCGGCGACUUCUUUUCUACGGCGGCGGGAGAGCGGGAGUAAAGGCACCCGGGGGCUGGAUGAGCCCGCUGAUAAAAUUAAAGGAGAUAAUGGCAACCCGUCUGUUCUUCCCACGGGGAUGUAAAGAUCCGAUCCAGUAACGCGGCACAGGGUGGUUUGGCUGGGUCUGAAGUCGCCGUUGGUAUCAGUCCAAGAAAGAUGUAAUUUAUUCUCCGUUAAGGUUUUAGCACAAGCCAGUUCUGUUCUGAUCCAGCCUUACAGUCGCGCUGGGGAAUGUCAGUCAGGCGUUUACUUCAUCCCGCCACCGGCUAUGUUUGUACAAUGUGAUGAUCCGCAAUUAAAUGAGCAACCGUUUAUUGAAUAAA